GACGGAAGAGGAAGAUUCGCGACACCCACAACCGACAACCUGCACUCAAAUCAGCUGUCUUGUACUCCCCUUGAAGAGUGUUAUACCUUAGUCUCCUAGUACUUAGUGGCUCUAAUCUUUGUCUAUGUCUGCGCCAUCUGCAGAAACCAUCAAGGCAAAGCUUUCUGCAGUAGAUGCCACACAGGAGACUAUCGUCUCUGUAGCUCAAUGGGUCAUGUUCUAUAAGCGCAAUGCUGCGCAGAUUGUCGACAUUUGGCAUCAAGCUGUGCGAGAUGCAUCGUCAAACAGGAAGCUCAAUUUGAUAUACCUUGCGAAUGAGGUUGCUCAGACUUCGCGGGCGAAGAAGCGUCCAGAAUAUCCGGAAGCUCUUAGUAAAGUCAUGCCAGAUGCACUGGAGCAUGUCUUUAGACAAUCUACGACCAGCAUCCAAGAAAAACUUAAGCGCGUUGUGGACGUGUGGCGGCAAAGAUCAGUCUUUUCGCCGCAGGUGAUUGAUGAGAUUUCACAACGGCUACAGACCAGACGCAAGUCGCCAGUCGCUGCCAAGAAUAAUGCGCAGUCAGUUCCCGCCGAGCUAGAAGCACUGUCACUUGCAUAUCGUCGCAUCACAUCAGCGACUGCAGCUGCAUCACUCUCUGCAAGCACAGCAAAGCAUAUUUACGACAGUGUUAUGACAGACGGCCUUCCAGCAAAUCCAGGAGUACUGCAAACAAAGCUCAGGCAGCUCCAGAAUGCCCUAGAGGCAGCCAAAACUGGGUCGGCGAACUUGGUGGCGAUCCGCGAGCAAGUAGCCAGAGAAUUGGAUGUGCUUGCAGCGGCCAACCAAUCCGGUCUGGACGCACUCAGGAGCCAGCUCGAAGCCUUGGCUCAACAGUCCACGGCAGUCAUGGUACGUGCUACCGAGAUAGACAAUGCGGCAGCGCUGUAUCCUGAGCAGACUUCGACCACCCCCGAAAUGGAGCCGCCGCAAGCUGAAGCACUGACUCCCUCUGAGAAGGAGUUCGAUUUGGACACAGUCAUGAAGUCAAUCACUGGAGCGCAGAAUAAGGAUUUGCCUGGAUCAGCGGGUGAUCCAGUGUCAAAGAUGGAUUUGGACGAGACGAUGCUCGAGUUGAUGAGUCGAGGCAAUAGUACUGCGGCGCCUCAGACAGCGCCGGAGGAAGAUGAAUAUGUUCCAUAGCUUUCUGUGCCUGUAUAAUUUCAGCAUGGCCCGCAGGCCUCUUACUAGGCAGCAGGACUCCGACACCAGGAGCAAGGUGAAGUCGCUGCUUUUGGUGCUGAUUCAUUUUCGACGCGUCCAGAGCGCAACGACCAAAACGCAUCCCACGUCAUUUUGCAACAACAACACACUUGUG
Molecule: messenger RNA, 1355 nt
Organism: Protomyces lactucae-debilis
Lineage: Eukaryota; Fungi; Ascomycota; Taphrinomycetes; Taphrinales; Protomycetaceae
Product: RNA polymerase II-binding domain-containing protein
Exons: 3
Coding region: 125-1180 (351 amino acids)
Biological process (GO): mRNA 3'-end processing
Cellular component (GO): RNA polymerase II, holoenzyme
Molecular function (GO): RNA polymerase II C-terminal domain binding
Source: RefSeq, a predicted model, not a curated record